AUGUUUACUAAUGACAUUUUUGAACAUUUGGUGUCCGAGUCAAACAAAUAUGCCAUGUUAUCCAAUAACAAAGAUCCUAAUAUCACAGUUGAAGAAUUAAAAUGCUUUAUUUCCAUUCUCAUUAUAAGUGGUUAUAAUUCACUCCCGGGUAAGCGAUAUUAUUGGGAAGAUGGAAAAGAUAUGAAAAAUGAAAUGGUGAGUAAUGCAAUGCGCCAUGAUCGGUUUCUUCAAAUUUCGCGGUUUUUACAUUGUGCGGAUAAUAUGAAUAUAAAUACUUCAGAUAAAAUGUUCAAACUUAGACCUUUAAUUGAAAAACUAAAAGUGAACUUUCUAAAAAACUUUCAGCCUUAUCAAUAUUUAUCGUAUGAUGAAUCUAUGAUUAAAUAUUACGGUAGACAUGGUUGUAAACAAUUUUUAAGGGGUAAGCCUAUUCGUUUCGGGUAUAAAGCAUGGUGUCUUACAACAGAUUUUGGAUAUCUUCUAAACUUUGAUAUAUAUCAAGGCAAAUCUCCGAAUUCAAACACAGUUUACGAAGAUGAAUAUCGUAAAGCUGCUACUCCAUUGAUGAUUAUGCUUGAUGAUUUACCAGAAGAAAAAAAAAAUUUAUCAUAUUCUAUUUAUUUCGAUAACUUAUUCACCGGAUUUAAUCUCUUAGUUGACUUACGUGGCAAUAAAUAA
Molecule: messenger RNA, 678 nt
Organism: Acyrthosiphon pisum (pea aphid)
Lineage: Eukaryota; Metazoa; Arthropoda; Insecta; Hemiptera; Aphididae
Product: piggyBac transposable element-derived protein 3-like
Exons: 1
Coding region: 1-678 (225 amino acids)
Molecular function (GO): sequence-specific DNA binding
Source: RefSeq, a predicted model, not a curated record